Molecule: messenger RNA, 2586 nt
Organism: Acaulospora colombiana
Lineage: Eukaryota; Fungi; Glomeromycota; Glomeromycetes; Diversisporales; Acaulosporaceae
Source: the annotation of a GenBank genome assembly
AAAAUUUUCAAGGUUUCCAAAAUGGUCAAGUCGUAUUUGAGAUUCGAGCCCUGGAAAACCUUUGGCAUCAUUUCUAGCUCCUCCUCGAAUACAAUUUUCUCCAGUGAAGGUACGUUCGCAGUCGCUCCCGCAUUAGAAGAUAAAAGAAAAUGGAAUGACACCGAUAAUAAAUCAGAAGUAACCGUGAUUGCAAAAAGUCCAAACAAUAGCGACUAUGCUGUAGGGUAUGCCGAUGGAUCAAUUCGGAUAUGGAAUUUGGAAAGAUCAACCAAUUCGCUUAUUUUCAAUGGGCAUCGGGGUUCGGUAACUGCCCUGACAUUUGAUAAGACUGGAACGAGAUUGGCGUCCGGAUCAAAAGAUACCGACAUAAUCCUCUGGGACUUAGUUGGUGAAAUAGGGCUCUUCAGGAUGCGCGGUCACAAGGAUCAAGUUACGUCAAUUCGAUUUCUUCCUAGGUAUUUGUCGAGCGAUUCGUUAAAGACAGACGAAGUUUCAUCGCCGGGAUAUCUUAUUUCGUCUUCAAAAGAUACGCUUUUAAAACUAUGGGAUCUUGGCACUCAACAUUGUAUGGAGACCGUAGUAGCACAUCGGAAUGAAGUGUGGGAUUUUGAUAUAUCAAGGGAUUGGAAGAUGAUGAUAACUGGUAGUGACGAUAGCGACAUGAAAGUUUGGACGAUCGAUCAUGGCGUGCUUGCAAAAGGACUCGGUAUAGAAAGCGAGAAAAAUGAGGAAAGUUCAGAGAAUAGAUCGAAAGAGUUAUUAAAUUUUACGGAAGGUCCGGAAAAAUUCGUUGAGAUUUUUCGAAUUCGUACUCCAGAGGAAAUAAGGAAGAAAAUAGCGCGUCGUAAGAAACGACAAAAAGAAAAGAAACAAAGGGUCGGAGUUACAACCAUGGAUGAAGACAUUGAAGACAAUAAUGACGAAGAGAUUAAUGCAAGCGAUUUGAUAACACCAUACCAGAUCGUUCGUGCGAGUGGAAAAAUACGUUCCUUUGAUUUUACGGGAAAUGAAAAGAACCCAAAGGCUGAUUCCAUACAGGUCCUCAUUUCUUUGACAAAUAAUGCGCUCGAACUAUAUACGCUAGACCUUUUUUCUAAAAAUAAAGAGAAAGGAUUGAAUGAACCGGAAAGGCUUUACUCCUUGGACAUACCUGGUCAUCGUAACGAUAUUAGAACUUUGGCAUUAAGUUCGGAUGAUGAGUUGUUGUGUUCUUGUUCAAAGAGCGACCUCAAAAUAUGGAAUAUUAAAUCUUCUUCGUGUAUAAAAACGAUAGAAUGCGGUUAUGCACUGAGUUGUUCAUUUUUACCCGGAGAUCGAUAUGUCAUUGUCGGUACAAAAUCUGGACACCUGGAACUAUUUGAUCUCGCAUCUUCGUCUCUAAUUGAAUCUAUCGAGGCGCACAGUGGCCCCGUAUGGUCUUUACAAAUUCGCCCAGAUAAGCGCGGAAUGGUUACAGGCAGUGCCGAUUCGAGUGUCAAAUUCUGGGAAUUUGACUCCUCAUUGGAGAAUGAGGCGGAAGUCCAUCGACUAAAUUUAGUUCACUCGCGUACACUGAAAUUAUCCGACGACGUUUUGUGCGUUCGUUAUAGUCCCAAUCAGAAAUUGAUAGUGGUUGCGCUAUUGGACGCGACCGUUAAGGUAUUUUAUAAUGAUACAUUGAAAUUCUUUCUAUCAUUAUACGGACACAAGCUACCUGUGUUGUCAAUGGACAUUUCUUCUGACAACAUGUUGUUGGCGACUGGUUCAGCGGAUAAGAAUAUUAAAAUAUGGGGUCUCGACUUUGGCGAUUGUCAUAAGUCGAUAUUUGCUCACCAAGAUAGCAUAAUGUGUGUUCAAUUCGUAUCCAACACGCAUUACAUUUUUUCUUCAAGUAAAGACAAGUUAGUUAAAUAUUGGGAUGGUGAUAAGUUCGAAAAUAUCCAGAAACUCGAAGGACACCACGGAGAAGUGUGGAAUUUGACAAUCAGCAAUCGUGGUGAUUUAAUUGUUUCUGGAUCUCAUGAUCGAUCUAUAAGAGCAUGGGUGCAAACGGACGAACCGUUGUUCCUCGAAGAAGAACGCGAGAAGGAAAUGGAGGAACUCUAUGAGUCCACAUUGACAACUUCUAUGGAAAAAACCAGCCUCGAAGAUAAUAUCGCAGGAAAACAAACCAUGGAAACUCUCAAAGCUGGGGAACGCAUAAUCGAAGCAUUAGACAUUGCGGAUGAGGAUGCGGCAAAAUGGAAAGCCUAUCAUCAGAUCAAAGAGCGAGGCCAGGAUCCUGGACCACCCCCCAAACCGAAUCCUGUACUCGUCGCGCUUGGAAAUCUGACGGGAGACCUGUAUGUACUCAGAACUAUCGAAAAAGUGAGGCCUUCGGAGUUAGAAGAGGCCUUAUUGGUCAUACCAUUUACCAAAGUUAUCUCGUUAUUAAUAUACUUGGACUCAUGGGCCAAGAAGGGAUGGAAUAUGGCAUUGACUUGUCGCGUAUUGGUUCACCUUCUCAAGGUUCAUCACGAUCAAUUCGUUGCUAACCGACUAUUAAGACCAAGAUUAGACUCUCUUAGAACACAUAUUCGGACUUCGUUGAAACUUCAGAAGGUCUAG